This is a messenger RNA of Trichogramma pretiosum, 4155 nucleotides long. It is a transcript of the gene 5PtaseI, whose product is annotated as type I inositol 1,4,5-trisphosphate 5-phosphatase. The coding region runs from base 1028 to 3349 and encodes 773 amino acids. The record is from RefSeq and is a predicted model, not a curated record. Gene Ontology annotation, molecular function: inositol-polyphosphate 5-phosphatase activity. Lineage: Eukaryota; Metazoa; Arthropoda; Insecta; Hymenoptera; Trichogrammatidae. Gene Ontology annotation, biological process: phosphatidylinositol dephosphorylation. The transcript is spliced from 12 exons.
AGGAAAAAGCUGGUGGCGCGCGCGAGCGAAAGAGAGGGAAGAGUUAGGUCGCAGUCGGAGCUGCGGCCAGCGACCGACUACGCGAACCAUUAACGCGCCAGCGAGCGAGCGAGAAAAAGACGAAACGAACGAAGCAAGAAAGAUACGAGACUGCCGAGUCCAAUAUUCGAGUGCUUCGAGUGCUUCGGCUGGUUUGGAGCAGGUCCCAUGCACGAGGUCGGAGCUCGCGCGCGCCACUAGCAGCGUGGUUCGGCGCGACCGGCUUGCAGCGAGGCGCCGUCAAAGCGCUGCAUCUCGGGCGCGCUUCCUCCCUCUUGGCACCGACUGCCUGUCUGCCUGACUGACUGACUGACUGACUCGAGAACUUGGCCAAUCGCUCUCCGACGGUGGAACUGGCCAGUAGUGCAGCCGCUACAAGCUCAGUCGGACUCGGCCGUUCGGUUAUAAAGCUCGCUCGGGGCUCCUCCGCGACAACGUGCCUCGCUAUACGAGAUCUAGGCCGUGUCUGUGUGCAGUGCGUGUCAGCCAAGUGCAUCGGUGCGUUGCGUACGUGUGUUUCUGUGUCUCUGUGUCUCUUGUGUGUGUGUGUCUGUGUGUAGAUUUCACAGUGCAGGCAGUCGAGGUGUCGCCGGUCACGCAUCGGCCUCGCUCGACAACGCCAGUGGGUGUGUACAGUGCGUGCGGAACGGCAGCAGAAGCACACGCUGCUAUACGCGUUUGCGGCGCGCUUACACGAGUCGGCGAGCAGACAGAGCUGCCUGCAAAGUCUCUGCGUGCGUACGUUAUCAACGCUGGCAGGCGUGUUCGCGACAGAUCGGGACCAUGAGAGGAUCGACGAAGCUCUUGGGCAACGAUCGGCUGCUCGGCUACGGUCUACCGGAACUGCCCGUCGUGUCUUGCACUUUUCCGACGAAUCGCCGGUCUCUCACCUAGAGCCAGCACAGCCCUCGUCAACGUCCAUCUCUGACGAAGAAGUAUUGGCAAUUAAAAGAAAAAGUAGAAACCAUCUCUGAGAGAAACAGCGGAAAUGUCAUCGAGCGAUGUUCCGUUUCUGCUUAUCACCGCUAAUGUCGGGAGCAUCUUCGAAGAGCCGAGUACUAUGCUAAAAUUAUGGACCGAAGAAUUUUUAUCGACAAUAGCUCGGCUCGAUCCGAAAUUCAUCGCUCUUCAUUGCCAAGAAGUCGGAGGAAAAAAUUAUGCCGAGAGCAUGCGCCAUGUAGAAGAAUUUGUGAGAUUGUUGAUUUCCUCCGAAGAACUACGACUAUUCGACAAAGUGAGAGUCUUUCUCGACGAAGAUUUUUCGUCAGCAGAACAUUUUACUGCCCUUGGAAACCUAUACUUUGCGCAUGAAAGUUUAACCGACGUACAGCUUUGGGACUUUAAAGCGGGAGUUUUUGAACCGGCAACUGGUACGGAGAUUCAUUCGGGCAAUAUCGAAACCGUGCCAACGAAAGAAAAGGCGAAAUUUCCUCAGGAUUUUUUUCCUGAGUGCAAGUGGUCUAGAAAAGGGUUUCUCAGGACUAGGUGGAGCAUCAAUGGAACUGUCUUUGAUCUCAUAAACAUUCAUCUUUUUCACGAUGCCAGUAAUUUUAUCGCCAUGGAAACAUUCCCGUCAGUGUACAGUAAAACUCGUCGCAGAGCUUUGGAGCAUACAUUAGAUAGGUUUCACAAUGAUAAUUAUCCGAAUGUACCCUACUUCGUAUUCGGUGACUUUAACUUCAGAACGGAUACGGCCGGUGUCAUAAAGAAACUCACCACGGAUACACGAGAGAGUCAAACAUCGAACAAAGGUACCUUGUCAAAAUUACAAUUCCACAACGAGAACGACGACGUGAUUCUGAGUCUCGGCAAGAAAGAGUUUAAGCAUCAUCACCAUCAAACGGUCUUCUCUGAAGACAGCGGGGAAUGGUUGCGAGAAUACGAUAAGGAGAUGUCCGAUUUCGAAGAUAGACUAUUCGAGUUUCCGAUCAAAUUUGUGCCGAGCUACCCAUUCGAAGAAGACGUGAAGGAAGGGACAAGUUAUAUGCAGACGCGAGUACCAGCUUGGUGCGAUCGGGUCCUGAUGAGUCCUACCGCAAAGUCUCUAGUCAAAGACUUAUCAGUUCCAAAUUCCACCGAAUAUGGCAUCAUUGGUCCGGAAACUUGCAUGGGCGAUCACAAGCCGGUGUAUCUGAAGGCCAAGCUGAUCUCGGACGCAGGUAUGAUUAAUUGCUGCAGCUCGCCUAAUCCCGAGCAAAACUGCUUCCGCGUGCCUGAGAGCUACAAGUUGCCUGUACCCCGACCCUUGAAUCCCUUACUGAAUCCGUUGACGGUAGUUUUAAACGAAAGCCACGAGCAGCCGCACAAUUUGAGGCUCAGCAUGACAGCUCGCUAUAAUUUCCCGGCGCAAGACUCCAACUUCCUGCUCGCAGUACCCCUCAAGCAUGAUCCUUACACCCCGGACAGCAUGGACAGUUCGAGUCCCACUGCCCUGCCCCAAAUAUCCUCGGAUCAGCAAGAGCAGUCGCAGCAAGAACAGCAGCAAGAGCAGCAGCAAGAACAGCAGUCGCAGGCGUCGACCGAGAGCCAACACAGGGAUCGCGCGGUACCGGCGGCUCUGCUCAAGUCCAAGCUCGAGCUCAUCGCUCAGGAGUUCGAGGAGGAGGAGUCGCGAGAGCACGAGGCCGGCUCGGCCGAGCGCAGCGAUCACCGGAAAAAGAGCCGGGCCAGCUACGAGGACGUGUCGUGGCAGCGCUCGCAUUUGCUCACCAGAGCCUGGCUCGAGGGCGAGGGCCAGCAGGCUUACCACUCGUUCGGCGACGAGCUACGCGCCCCGGCGAGCCAACGCGAGCAGCAGUGCCAGCAGUCCGAAGAGCUUCUGGAUGCAGCAGCCUCGCAAGCCGAUCCGUCCCCCGACGCGAUACCGCGGAUAGCCAUCAUCAACGCCAGCGACUUCGCGUCCAACUCGGGCUCCGUACGCCACUCGCAAGCCGACGACUGCGAUCAAGAUCAGGCGUGCGCCUCGGCCCUGACCACUUGCAGUAAAUCCGAUCAGCAGCUCGAGGCGUCCACCUACUCGAAUCAGAGGACGAGGAGCCUCAGCGGCACCGACUCGCGGGCAACGGCCAGUGUGGCGGUCGAGGACGAGCACAACAACGAAGAGUCCAUAUCAAACAGCAAUGACGUAAUUGACAAAGAUGAAGACGAGGGUAAUUCCAAGGACGACUCGUCCAAAAGCGAAUCACUGAAAAGUCAAGCCAUCGGCGACAGCCCUAAACAGAAGAGAAGUAAUAACCUAGCCCAGAGGAUAAGGAAAAAUCUCAUCGUAAGGAGCGGCGAACGCUGCAAAACUUGCUGUGUGCUAUCCUGACCUAAAGUAGUGAUUCAUUACUGCAACCGCUCUUUGACUGAUAAUCGUUGCACUUUUUAUCGUAAAUGACCAAACACGCCUUUUUUAUUUUUAGCCAGUAUGUCAAUUCGUGACUUAUGUAGUACAGUGAAAUACGUACAUAAAUUCACACGCUAACUGUAGUAAGCAAUUUUUUUAUUAAUAUUUACCUAAGGUAUCGUAACGAAUCUAUUGUUUGUUGAAUUGAUUUGCGCGAUUUAGUAUUUUUUUUCAUCAUUAUUAUUCAUUUGUUCGCGUUUUAUGAGACGUCUGAACAAGUGUCAUCUUGGUUCAUACGAAUCAAUUUAAGUACAAUUUAUCAGUCACUGCAGUAUUCCAAUUAAAUCUGUAGCAAAUAUCCUAUGCCAUGCUCCCUUGCCAUGCUAAAUUACAGGUCGAAACAUUACUUCUUAUGACCACGUUUUGACUAGUACGCAGAGAGUAGUUUUAUGUCUUAGUUAAUUAAAAUUAUGUAAAUAAUAUACCUUGGUAUAUUUUUGUGGUAGCCACGUGAACAACUAUAUUGCGUUGACAAAAUAUGCCAAAUUAUUAUCAAUAGGUUCCUGAACAAAUAAAUGGAAUAUUUUUCAUUCCAUAAAAAUCGAGUAUUAAAAUAUUUGCAUGGUUUUAGCCAGUUUUAAGCUAACUUUUACUUGAAAAACACUCCAUCUUUCGUUGAAAGUUAACUAUUGUAAUUAAGAAAAUGAAUAUUUUUAAUUGUCAAUGCUUAAGUAAGUAGUUGAUAAUUUUUUUUAUUCGUACAAUCAUCCUUUAGAUGUAAACACAAA